GGCUCUACGCGCCUAGCCCCGGGGACCUCGGGCUUUAGGCGCUGCCUACAGAGCUCCGUUGCUGGAGAGGGCACAGCGCGGGCAGCAGCUUCUGGACUGCGCGAUGAGCGGAGGGAUUGGGCUGCAGAGGUGACCCGAAGAGCCACAAAGCCGCCUUCUUCUGCGAUAACCGGCUCCGUGACCGCAAACUAGGGCAAGACGGGCCAAGCCUCUCAGUUGUAAAGGCUUCAGUGUCCUUUGUCCCCAGUCAAAGGCCAGGGACAAUAGCCAGGGCAGGCUGUGGUGCCGGCCGUCCCCAGCAGCCCUCCUGCACGGCUGGCAGAGCAGCCGCUGAAGUGGAAAGCAGAAACAGUUCCCUGCCUGUUCACUGGUGACAGAAUGGGAAUAGGAUAGUACUUACCUUGUACUGUUGUUGGAAGGAGUAAAUAAGAUAAUUCACAGAAAAGGCUCAACACAGCCUCCUGGAUGUGAUGACCACAGUACCGACUAACCCGUCACUAGGAGAGCUAACCCAGCAGGUAACUCCCGAGACUGCAGACAAGAGGGGAAGAUGAAGGAAGACUGCCCACCCAGUUCUCACGUCCCCAUCAGUGACAGCAAGUCCAUCCUGAAGUCGGAGCUCUUAAGCUUGCUAAAAACUUACAACUGCUACCAUGAGGGCAGAAGCUUUCAGCUGAGACACCGAGAGGAAGAAGGUGCUCUGAUCAUCGAGGGGCUUCUCAACAUUGCCUGGGGCCUGAGGCGGCCUAUCCGGCUCCAGAUACAGGACGACAGGGAGCGCGUGCACCUCUCCUCAGCCUCUUGGACACCCGGACAGCCCAGCUGCCCCCUAAAGGAUCCACUUCUUCAGGACGGCAGGGUUCCUGCCCAGGAGCCGAGUGCUCAGACUGCACACGGGGCCGAGAGUUCCAGAGAUAGCUCAGAGCCCCUGGAGGAGGACGAGGAGACCCCCCAGCUGAUGCGGACCAAGAGUGACGCAGCCUGCGUGAUCCAGAGGCGGCCCCGGGCCCGUGCACCUGGUGAGGCCCAGAGGAUUCGGCGACAUCGCUUCUCCAUCAAUGGGCACUUUUAUAACCACAAGACCUCAGUGUUUACUCCUGCUUAUGGGUCCGUGACCAACGUGAGGGUCAACAGCACCAUGACAACCGUGCAUGUGCUCACCUUGCUGCUGAACAAGUUCCGAGUGGAAAAUGGUCCCAGUGAGUUUGCACUCUACAUUGUUCAUGAGUCUGGGGAGAGAACAAAAUUAAAAGACUGUGAGUAUCCGCUGAUUUCCAGAAUCCUGCAUGGGCCAUGUGAGAAGAUCGCCAGGAUAUUCCUGAUGGAAGCCGACCUGGGCGAGGAAGUUCCCCACGAUGUCGCUCAGUACAUUAAAUUUGAAAUGCCGGUGCUGGACAGUUUUGUUGAAAAAUUAAAAGAAGAGGAGGAAAGAGAAAUAAUCAAACUGACCAUGAAGUUCCAAGCCCUGCGUCUGACGAUGCUGCAGCGCCUGGAGCAGCUGGUGGAGGCCAAGUAGCCAGCUAGCAAUGGCCUCAUCUGAAGCCCCCCACAGCCAGUGCCCCUGCAUGCGGGUGGCCAGGCCCUGACUGAGGAAUUUCAGCCCCCGCACUUCUACGCGUCUUUCUGCCUGAGUGCCAUGCGUCCCAUGUCCCUGGCUCUUGGCUCCAAGCUGAGCACUCACGGGGCCCAGAGCCAGGCCUGAGGAGCCACGACUUUGCUCGGUGCAGUCUAUGUCUGAGGCUUGCCUGGGCAGUAUGCAGCCCUGAAGCUGGGGAACUGGUCACAUGAUGUGGCUGGAUGGCAUGGCCAGUCCUCUUCCUGCCACCCCUCUCUUGCUCAGGAGAGUGGUAUGUGAUCGAGCCCAUGGGUGUGUGCUCUAUCUGUUUUCCCAGUGCCUAGGUCCAGAGUUUCUGCCUGGCCACAAGCCCCUGACCUCUUCAUCCACGUGAACCAUGAGAUCCUGUCUGCCUUCACCACAUGCUGCUGCUCAAGGCUCUACUGAGAAAAUCAGGGCUGCCAGCAGAUAGGGGAUGUGCCCUGCUUCUGACCUUCACUUCCCUGUGGCAAUCCUGGCCUCCAAGACUUGGAUGCCACCCUCUGAGCAUUGCACAGCCUAGCACACUGGCAGCAGAGCUCAGACCCCGACAAGACCAUGAGCAUCCCAUCCUCUCUCUGAAGUACUGGCUUCUAACUUCUUGUUGGGACCAGAAGAAUUCUUAUAAGGAACUUGCUGCAGGAAACAAGGUGCUUUGAUCCCAUAAAGGAGGUGGCCCCCAUGGCACUGGAAGGAUGCCAGCCCUUGUGCAGCAGGGUCCAGGGCUCAGGCAGUGGCUCAGGAAGGCAAUGCUCAGUCCCCAUCACCGCUGUCCCGUGGAUGCCUGUGUGCCUCCUGCCCUUUCUGGGCUUAUUCCUUCAAUCUCUACACUUCCCAUCAAAGGGGCACAAUGAGAAGAAAUGUCUAUUUGAGGAGAAAUGGCUUUGAAUUCCCUGGGGCCAGAACAAUUUGGAUUUGUCAGCUGAGGGAGAAUUUCUGGAAUGAACUGGAAGGCCUUUGCAAAACUAACUAUGCAACAGUUUACAUUGGUCAUGUGAAGUGUUUGUCCAAACAGAGCAAGUUAAAGACCAUAUUCUUUUCCCACUGGGGCCUGUGGAUAGUGGAUUUAAAGGAAAAAACUAUAAAGUCUUCCAAAUAAAAGAGACAGUCCAGCUCUGCUCCAUGUACUGGCUCCUUCCUGGCACCCGGAAAGAGCCGAGCCUGGGAGCAGCUGUGCUGUGUAAACUCACAGUUCCAGGUGAGCUUCCUGCCAGGACAUCCCCGGCCUAGCUCCAUCAUCAUGGAGACACGCAGAGGUGCCCUAGGGAGACAGCCUGCCGUAUCUGUCAUCUCUGCUCUCCCUUCCUUUCCUAGUUUCCUAGGUGCUCAAUAAAGGUGCGCUCUAUUGAACUGAAGGAAUUCGGACCAAGCCUUCUUUCUGAGUUAUGUGUCUACCUUGACUCCCAGAUCUAACCUCUGAAACUUUGAUCCUACAGUAUGUGUGGCCAAAUUUGGCAAAAGAGCCAAAGCUGAGCCACAGCCUGGUGCUCUCGACCCCAACGUGACUCAUUCAUUUCAGUGCAUAGCCGGAGGACUAGUGUGGGGCCUGAGGACAAAGGCAGCCAAAGGGCACAGAGGAAGAAUCACUGCUGGGGGUCUGUGGGCAGCCUGGAGGGUGAGCAAUUGAAUCACCCUGAUUCACAGAAUCUCAGCAUCAGGAGGACCAUAAGAAUCUUCCAGACAGGGGCUCCGAUGGGACGGCAGCAGUACCUCAGGGAGGGUAGAAAACAAAUCAAACAGGCUUCUCCAGGCUGUUCUACUCCCCAACCCAUAGUUACAAGCUCAGGUCUAGUUCAACUGCCAAUCCACUAUUCAGGAGUAAUUGUGCCAGGCUCGUGCUCAGUUCAGGAGGGACAAAGACGGAGCCACGGUUCAUCUCAGUAAGAGGUGUUUGGUGUUAUCCUCAACUGGAGAAGCAGGCUGGAUAUCCAGGAGGGUCAGGGGACCAACAGACGAUGGAGCUGGUGUAGGUCCCCGGAAGGAUGCUGGAGGCUGAGCCCAGGUUGGGAUAGGUGGCUUUCCAGCCUGAGAAACACCGCCGGCUUAGGAGCAGGACAGGGCCCUGCACAUGGGAAGACAUCAGAGGCCCUCCAAAAGCACUCGCUGGUUUUGUUUUAUAGUUUUUCUCAUUUUAGGAUUUUUUUUUGUGGCAAUCUUUACAAUAUUAUUUAAGGCCUGCCUAGAUAAGCACCACUUUUGAACUAGACAUUAUCAAAACAUAGC
Molecule: messenger RNA, 3817 nt
Organism: Mustela erminea (ermine)
Lineage: Eukaryota; Metazoa; Chordata; Mammalia; Carnivora; Mustelidae
Gene: RASSF4
Product: Ras association domain family member 4
Exons: 13
Coding region: 551-1516 (321 amino acids)
Biological process (GO): signal transduction
Source: RefSeq, a predicted model, not a curated record